Darwinula stevensoni is the source of this 1494-nucleotide messenger RNA. Lineage: Eukaryota; Metazoa; Arthropoda; Ostracoda; Podocopida; Darwinulidae. The record is from the annotation of a GenBank genome assembly.
AUGUCGAGAACAGAAUCUCCGUCACUGGGAUUCCCUGGGCCAAUCGCUAACGGAAUGGUGUCGAAGGCGAUUCGUUUCACCCUGGGCUUCUGCCUCGUGAUCGGGGGGAUUUCCUUGCCCUCUGUGAGUGGCUGGGAACGAGAGGCAAUAUUGGAUCCAUUGGGCAAGGUGCACUUGGCAUGGACACCCCAUCUCGAAACCAAGGUCAUCGAGUUUGAAUACACCGUCCAGACCUUGGGAUGGGUGGGGUUGGGAUUCUCUCCCACAGGAGGGAUGCGAGAUUCAGACGUCAUCACGGCUUGGAUCAAGAACGGACAAGUUUUCUUCAACGAUAGACACGUGCCUGUAGACCAUGAACUUCCGAGAGUAGACGAUGUGUCCAAUUACAAUCUGAUUUCUGCUGUGGAAACGGACACAGCGACCAUCAUUCGAUUCUCGAGGGAAUUCGACACCUGCGACCUCGAACAGGACUUCCACAUCACGGGAGACACGAUCAAAGUGAUAUAUGCCUACGGAGAAACAGAUCCAGAUGGAGCGGAUCCAUAUUAUCACGGAAUCGACAGCAGGGGAACGAAAUCCUUGUAUCUACUCGACCCUCCACUAGGUGAGAUCCCGGACGAUCCUUCGAUCAAGGAAUGGAUUGUGAGCAGCGAAAUGGUGAUUCCGGAAGUAGAUACGACUUAUUGGUGCUCCAUCCAGAAGACACCCGUAGUGGACGUCACAAACCACAUCAUCGGCUACAAGCCGUACGUGAAGCCAGGGAAUGAAAAGUACGUGCAUCACCUGCUCCUUUACGCCUGCAGCAUCCCGGAUGAGCUGGUGGACGUGUUCAACUCGUGGGCGGAGCAUGACGGGGUCCUGUGCUACGGUCCCGAUCACCCUCAGGAAUGGUAUCUGUGUCGAAGCAUACUCAUCGCAUGGGCUGUGGGUGGUGAGGGAGAGACCUAUCCGGAGAACGUGGGAUACGUUUUGCCUGAGGGUGGAAUGUUCUUCAUGAUGGAAAUGCAUUACGAUAAUCCUGAAAUGGAGUCAGGCAUCCAGGAUGAUUCCGGCCUCACCGUCUACUACACGGACGUCCUUCGACCCCUGGAAAUGGCCACGCUAGAAGUCGGAUCCGCCGUCUACCCUGCAGAGAGGUCUGAUCGACUCCAUACAAAUGUACAGAUCAUCCCAUCGAGACAGAAGCAGUUCUUCCAUGCCGGCCACUGCAGCUCCCUCUGCACUUCGACCGUCUUCCCGCCCGAAGGGAUCCAUGUCUUCUCCGGCCUUCUCCAUUCUCACUUGAUCGGUGGGUUCCAUCGAGCAUUUGGAUCCGUUCUCAUUCUGGAUCCGCUUUCGGAACGAUUCAGAGGAGACACGAUCAAAGUGAUAUAUGCCUACGGAGAAACAGAUCCAGAUGGAGAGGAUCCAUAUUAUCACGGAAUCGACAGCAGGGGAACGAAAUCCUUGUAUCUACUCGACCCUCCACUAGAGCAGAUCUUCUCGAAUCUUUAA